Messenger RNA from Pogona vitticeps (central bearded dragon), 753 nucleotides. RefSeq names its product mitochondrial contact site and cristae organizing system subunit 13 (gene MICOS13). Gene Ontology annotation, cellular component: MICOS complex; mitochondrial crista junction. The record is from RefSeq and is a predicted model, not a curated record. Lineage: Eukaryota; Metazoa; Chordata; Lepidosauria; Squamata; Agamidae. Gene Ontology annotation, biological process: cristae formation.
GCCUAGGCCGCCAUGAUGGUUACCGUAGUAACCGCGAUAAACGAAGGGAAAAGCUUGUUUGCCGCUGCCGGGAGUGAAAGGGAAUGCUUUAUUUGCGUUAGUUAAUUUUUUUCCUUCUAUUGGUAUUCCCCACCCUACUCGUCCCGGCAUCGGAUAGUAAAACGCGGUAACGACCGCUGUGGGCGCGGCUCGGUCCGCCAAUCUCGGAAGGCCUCGCGAGAAUUGAAAGCGGUGCGGCCGGGCGCCGACCUGCCCUUGAGCGCGCGGCAGAAGCAGCCGCUUUCGCUCCACAAUGACGCCGCGCGUCGUCCCUCUGGUGAAGUUCCUGGCCAAAGGCGCCCUAGCCGGCGGCGCCGUCUACGUGGUUUAUGACCAGGGGCUUCUCCGAGGGGGCGAGCAAGGGGCUCAGGCCCUCCGGAAGGCCAAAGAGGCACUCCCCCCAGCCCUGGAGGAGUGGGUGGCCUAUUUUGGCUGGCAGCUUCCAGCUGUUCCGAAAACUGAAUUUUCUCUCUGCAAUUCCUGGAACUCGGGGGUUCGGACCAUCAUCGGGGCGCUCUCGGUGGCCCCCACCCGGGCCACGGAGUACACUCAGUACGGCUGGAAGUACGUGAAGGAUCUCGCCAAAUGAAACCAUCCAACACAGAAACCGGGGGCUUCUCUUGGCAUCGCAGGGGCAGAUUCUCGGCGCCCACAGCUGGGGAAGGGCCCCGCUCCUAAAGGGCUCCAAUAAAAAGACUUGGAAAGGGCCGUCGA